UGGAUUUUAUGUCAGGAUUUUCUCCCACCAUCGGGACUAUAACAUAUGCUUGCCUUCAGAUUGUGGUCACAGGUGGAGCAGCCCUCAUAGAUAAAGCUGGCAGGAAGCCCCUACAUCUGAUAUCUGGAUCGGGAUUGGUCGCAGGAUGUGUAUUUGCAGCAGUUGCAUUCUAUCUCAAGGUUCACGAGGUGGGUGCUGCAGCAGUCCCAGCACUUGCCGUAACAGGCAUACUGGUUUACAUAGGAGCAUUUUCAAUUGGAAUGGAAGCAAUUCCAUGGGUUGUGAUGUCUGAGAUAUUUCCGGUCAAUAUUAAAGGGAUAGCAGGAAGUGUGGCCACAUUAACGAACUGGGUUGGUGCAUGGUUAUGUUCCUAUACUUUCAACUUCCUCAGGAGCUGGAGCUCCUAUGGUAAAUAAACACAAGUCACGUUUUUCUGUUUUAUUUCAAUUAAAGGUGUUAACAACCUGGGAUUAACCGUAGAAGAUUGAAGUUAAGGAAACCUGUAGAACUAGUAAAUUCACUUGUGUGUACAAUUUGCGGGUACCUUCAUUCUUUAUGCAGCAAUAAAUGCACCGGGUAUAUUAUUUAUAAUCGUUGCUGUGCCAGAAACCAAGGGGAAAAGCUUGGAACAAUUACAAGCGGCCAUUAACGCAUAGGAAGCAGGAGUUUGGUGAUUUGUUGAACAGUGUACGGUGGAGAAAGAAAAAGGAAAAACCGACGCUGUUUGAUGAUUGAAUCAUCACUAGCCAUAUUAUUUGUCGUAGUUUUGCUUUUAUUUUGAUAAUUGGAUUUGUUCUCAAGGUUUACAAU
Messenger RNA from Cajanus cajan (pigeon pea), 810 nucleotides. RefSeq names its product sugar transporter ERD6-like 7. Gene Ontology annotation, biological process: transmembrane transport. Gene Ontology annotation, molecular function: transmembrane transporter activity. Gene Ontology annotation, cellular component: membrane. The record is from RefSeq and is a predicted model, not a curated record. Lineage: Eukaryota; Viridiplantae; Streptophyta; Magnoliopsida; Fabales; Fabaceae.